Colletotrichum higginsianum IMI 349063 is the source of this 1212-nucleotide messenger RNA. RefSeq names its product Triose-phosphate transporter. Bases 1 to 1212 code for a protein of 403 amino acids. The transcript is spliced from 5 exons. The record is from RefSeq and is a predicted model, not a curated record. Gene Ontology annotation, molecular function: antiporter activity. NCBI's taxonomy places the organism in Eukaryota, Fungi, Ascomycota, Sordariomycetes, Glomerellales, Glomerellaceae. Gene Ontology annotation, cellular component: Golgi apparatus; endosome; trans-Golgi network.
AUGGGCAUCGACGAGAAGACGCGCGUCUCGGGCGAGGUCCCUCGCGGCGAGAACGGCUCCAUCCUGCCCACGACGAACCCCGACGUUGAGAAGAGCCAGCCCUCCAAGGCUCAGAUUCAUCCCGCACUCUACGUCAUUGUCUGGAUUUCGCUGUCGUCCUCGGUCAUUCUGUUCAACAAAUGGAUUCUCGAUACCCUCAACUUCCGCUACCCGGUCAUCUUGACAACCUACCACUUAACCUUUGCGACCAUUAUGACCCAGAUCCUUGCUCGCUGGACUCAUGUUCUUGACGGGCGCAAGUCGGUCAAGAUGACUGGCCGCGUUUACGUGCGGGCCAUUGUACCGAUUGGCAUCUUCUUCAGCUUGAGUUUGAUCUGCGGUAACCUGACAUACCUGUACCUUUCCGUCGCCUUCAUCCAGAUGCUCAAGGCCACUACCCCCGUCGCCGUUCUCCUCUCCGGAUGGGCUCUUGGUGUCUCCCAGCCUAACCUGAAGGUCUUCCUGAAUGUCUCCGUCAUUGUCGUCGGUGUCGUAGUCGCGUCGAUAGGCGAGAUCAAGUUCGUCUGGAUCGGUGUCAUCUACCAGAUUGGUGGUGUCAUUUUCGAGGCUCUGCGUCUCACCAUGGUCCAGCGCCUGCUCAGCUCUGCGGACUAUAAGAUGGACCCCCUCGUCUCCGUCUACUACUUCGCACCUAUUUGUGCCGCCAUGAAUCUGGCGGUUGCCCUGAUCUGGGAAAUCCCCAAGGUUACCAUGGAUCAAGUUUACAAUGUCGGCCUGUUCACCUUCUUCCUGAACGGUCUCUGCGCCUUCUUGCUGAACGUCUCUGUCGUCUUUCUGAUCGGCAAGACUUCUUCCCUCGUCCUGACCCUCUGCGGCGUCCUCAAGGAUGUCAUGCUGGUCGUCGCUUCCAUGAUGAUCUGGGGCACGCAGGUGUCUGGUCUUCAAUUCUUCGGUUACAGCAUUGCCCUCGGCGGCAUGGUCUACUACAAGCUCGGUUAUGAGCAAAUCAAGGGCUACAUGGGCGAGGCCGGUCGCCAAUGGGCCGACUUUGGUCAGCGUAAGCCCAUCCUUCGCAAGCUCAGCAUCAUCGUCCUCUCGGCGUUCGUCCUAUUCACCAUGCUCGGUGGCCUGGCACCGACGUACGCUCCUGAGUACGAUCCUCACAACCUUAUCAAUGAGGUUAACAGCCACUUCGGUAGCAGCAGGGCAUAG